Molecule: messenger RNA, 923 nt
Organism: Neltuma alba
Lineage: Eukaryota; Viridiplantae; Streptophyta; Magnoliopsida; Fabales; Fabaceae
Product: 1,2-dihydroxy-3-keto-5-methylthiopentene dioxygenase 2-like
Exons: 7
Coding region: 82-684 (200 amino acids)
Molecular function (GO): acireductone dioxygenase [iron(II)-requiring] activity
Source: RefSeq, a predicted model, not a curated record
UAUCGCGGCACUGUGAAGCAUUGCGUGGGAUUUUGAUCGCGAAAGAUUGGAGAGAGACUCAAUAGGAUUACCCAAACCAGAAUGGUUGUCACUGAUAAGGAUCCUCGAGAGGAAGUUAUUCAAGCAUGGUAUAUGGAUGAUAAUGAUGCAGAUCAGAGAUUGCCACAUCACAAAGAACCCAAGGAGUUUGUAUCCUUGGACCAGCUUGCCGAACUUGGAGUUCUCAGCUGGCGGUUAGAUGCUGAUAAUCAUGAGACAGACCCAGAGCUGAAAAAGAUUCGUGAAGAUCGUGGUUACAGCUACCAGGAUGUCUGUGAGGUUUGCCCCGAAAAAUUGCCUAAUUAUGAAGAGAAGAUCAAAAGCUUUUUUGAGGAGCAUCUCCACACUGACGAGGAGAUUCGCUAUUGCGUUGCUGGAAGUGGUUAUUUUGAUGUCAGGGAUCGUAAUGAUGCUUGGAUUCGUGUAUGGGUAAAGAAAGGAGGGAUGAUUAUCUUGCCUGCUGGGAUUUAUCAUCGAUUUACUCUGGAUGAAAGCAACUAUAUCAAGGCUCUUCGAUUCUUUGUUGGUGAGCCGGUAUGGACUCCAUUUAAUCGUCCACAUGAUCAUCUUCCUGCAAGGAAGGAAUAUAUGAAGUCUUUCGUGGAAAGGGACGUGGCCAACCAUGCUGUUGAUGCUACGGCCUAAAGGUCUACGUCUGCUGUUAGUAUAAUCAUUAUAAUUAAUAUUGGGUGUGAAAAAACCUGAGGUUUUGCUGUUAAAAAUAAGGACUGAAAAAAAUGUGAGCUCAUUAAAUAAAGAUGCCUAUUGUCUGUGUUUGAGCGACACUUGGGAUGUGAUAUUAUGUACAUACCUGAUUGAUGCUGGUUAUAUUUUGCCGGUUACUGGAUAAUUUGGGAAGGUCCCUGUCGUUGUUCUGUUCCUGU